AUGAAUGAAACAAUAUUAUCAGCAGAACCAUCACUUAUUCGUCAUAUAAAAUUAUAUUUAUUUAUAUCAAUUGAAUUACCAUCUAUAUCUAUAUCAAUUUAUAUCUUUUAUAAAUUCUAUUAUUCACAUGAAAUUCGUUCUCGUUUAAAUAAUCAUUCAAUAAUAGCAUUACUUAUUAUUUCAUUUAUUGAAUUAACAACUGAAUUACCCAUCACACUUCAAUAUCUUGGUUCGGGUCAUGUUCAACCUAAAGUUAAACGUUUUUGUCUAUUUUGGAUUUGGUAUUAUUAUACACUUCAAUCAAUAAGUUUAUUUCUAAUGGCCUGGACUUCUAUUGAACGUCAUAUACUUAUAUUUCAUUCAAGUCUUGUUCUAACAUCAAUUGGAAAAUUAAAAUGGCACUAUAUACCAUUAAUGAUUUGUAUUAUUUAUAUACCUAUAUUUUAUUUUUUUUCUAUUAUUAUUUAUCCAUGUGAAACUUUUUUUAAUUAUUCAUUACAUUUAUGUGGUUCAAUUUGUUAUCAUAGUAUAACAUGGUUAUCAACUUUUGAUUGGAUAACAAAUAUAUUAAUACCAUCAUUAUUUAUAUUAUUUGGAAGUAUAACUUUAAUGAUUCGUAUUUUAAUUCAAUUUAACAAAAUGAAACGUACAUUAAAUUGGCGUACAACACGUAAAAUGACCAUACAAUUAAUAUCAAUAUCAAGUCUUUAUUCAAUAUUUUGGAUUUCCUUUACUUAA
Molecule: messenger RNA, 738 nt
Organism: Rotaria sp. Silwood1
Lineage: Eukaryota; Metazoa; Rotifera; Eurotatoria; Philodinida; Philodinidae
Source: the annotation of a GenBank genome assembly